AGGAAACUUUAAAACCCCACUUGAGGAAGGAAUCUUUAAGAAUCUCUCUCCGACUUAUGUUGCUUCAUUGAUUUUGGAGAUAUAUCCAUGGAAGAUAGUUUUCUUCAAUCUGAGAACGCGGUUAUGGACGCUGACUUCAUGGAUGGAUUGCUACUAGAUGGUUGUUGGUUAGAGACAACAGAUGGAUCUGAGUUUCUUAACAUAGCUCCUUCAACUUCUUCCGUUAGCCCUUUUGAUCCAUCUUCCUUCAUGUGGUCUCCAACUCAAGAUACAUCAGCUCUCUGUUCAUUAGGAGUUGUAUCUCAGAUGUAUGGUCAGGACUGUGUAGAAAGAUCGAGUCUUGAUGAGUUUCAAUGGAACAAACGAUGGUGGAUUGGACCAGGAGGUGGUGGUUCUUCUGUAACUGAGAGAUUGGUUCAAGCAGUUGAACAUAUUAAAGAUUACACAACGGAGAGAGGCUCGCUUAUUCAGUUAUGGGUUCCGGUUAAUAGAGGCGGUAAGCGAGUUUUGACCACAAAGGAACAACCUUUUAGCCAUGAUCCGUUGUGUCAAAGACUUGCAAACUAUAGAGAGAUCUCUGUGAAAUAUCAGUUCUCUGCUGAGCAAGAUGAUUCCAAGGCCUUAGCUGGUUUGCCUGGAAGGGUUUUCUUGGGGAAGCUUCCUGAAUGGACUCCUGAUGUUAGGUUUUUCAAGAGCGAGGAGUAUCCGAGAGUACACCACGCUCAGGACUGCGGUGUCCGUGGAACGCUGGCGAUUCCGGUGUUUGAACAAGGUAGUAAGAUUUGUUUGGGUGUUAUUGAGGUUGUAAUGACCACUGAGAUGGUUAAACUAAGACCUGAGCUUGAAAGCAUUUGCAGAGCACUUCAGGCAGUUGAUCUUAGGAGCACCGAACUUCCGAUUCCGCCUUCUCUAAAGGGAUGUGACUUAUCCUACAAAGCUGCAUUACCUGAAAUCCGAAACCUCUUGAGAUGUGCUUGUGAGACUCAUAAACUACCUUUAGCUCAGACAUGGGUCUCUUGUCAACAGCAAAACAAAAGCGGGUGCCGUCACAACGAUGAGAACUACAUCCAUUGCGUAUCAACCAUUGAUGAUGCUUGCUACGUUGGUGAUCCAACAGUUCGCGAGUUCCACGAAGCUUGCUCUGAGCAUCACCUCUUGAAAGGCCAAGGAGUUGCAGGUCAAGCCUUCUUGACCAAUGGACCUUGCUUUUCGUCUGAUGUAUCUAACUACAAGAAAUCAGAGUACCCUCUCUCUCACCACGCUAAUAUGUACGGUUUACAUGGCGCGGUUGCAAUUCGCCUGCGCUGCAUCCACACGGGCUCUGCUGAUUUCGUCUUAGAGUUCUUUUUGCCCAAAGACUGUGAUGAUCUGGAGGAACAGAGGAAAAUGUUGAAUGCUCUUUCAACUAUUAUGGCUCAUGUGCCUAGAAGCUUAAGGACUGUUACAGAUAAAGAACUAGAAGAAGAGAGUGAAGUGAUAGAAAGGGAAGAGAUAGUAACGCCAAAGAUAGAAAACGCAUCGGAACUCCACGGAAAUUCCCCAUGGAACGCCUCUUUUGAAGAAAUCCAGCGGAGUAAUAAUACUAGUAAUCCUCAGAAUCUUGGAUUGGUAUUUGAUGGAGGAGACAAACCAAAUGAUGGGUUUGGCUUAAAAAGAGGUUUUGACUACACCAUGGAUUCUAAUGUCAAUGAAAGCAGCACUUUCUCUAGUGGCGGUUUCAGUAUGAUGGCCGAGAAAAAGCGUACAAAAGCAGAUAAAACCAUCACUUUGGAUGUUCUUCGACAGUAUUUCGCAGGGAGCUUGAAAGAUGCAGCCAAGAAUAUCGGUGUUUGUCCAACGACCUUGAAGAGAAUAUGCAGACAGCAUGGUAUACAGAGAUGGCCUUCAAGGAAGAUCAAGAAAGUGGGACAUUCUCUGCAGAAGAUCCAACGAGUGAUUGAUUCAGUUCAAGGUGUUUCUGGUCCUCUUCCCAUAGGCUCCUUCUACGCAAAUUUCCCCAAUUUAGUCUCACAGUCACAAGAACCAUCACAACAAGCCAAGACCUCGCCUCCUCCUCCGCCGCCAGUGCAGCUAGCAAAGUCCCCUGUUUCCUCAUACAGUCACAGUUCAAACUCUAGCCAAUGUUGCUCCAGUGAAACCCAACUAAACAGCGGUGCAACAACUGAUCCUCCUUCAACUGAUGUAGUAGGUGCAUUGAAGAAGACAAGUAGCGAAAUCGAGCUUCAAAGCUCGAGUCUUGACGAGACAAUUUUGACUCUCUCCAGUUUAGAAAACAUCCCUCAAGGCACCAACUUGUUAUCAUCUCAAGAUGAGGACUUUCUGAGGAUUAAAGUUAGCUAUGGAGAAGAGAAGAUCAGAUUACGGAUGCGGAAUUCGCGCAGGUUAACAGAUCUAUUGUGGGAGAUUGGGAAGCGGUUUAGCAUAGAGGAUAUGAGCAGGUAUGAUCUAAAGUACUUAGAUGAAGACAAUGAAUGGGUUUUGUUGACAUGCGACGAAGAUGUAGAAGAGUGCGUAGAUGUUUGCAGAACCACACCAAGUCAUACCAUUAAGCUUUUGCUUCAGGUUUCUUCUCAUCAUUUCCCGGAACGUUCUUUAGCUACAGAAUACAGUUUAUGGCACUGACCUCAAAUCAGAGAAAGAAAAAAGAAAAAGAAGCGUUUUAGGACAUGACACAGAAGAUAAUAAUACCUUUGUGUUCUG
Molecule: messenger RNA, 2700 nt
Organism: Arabidopsis arenosa
Lineage: Eukaryota; Viridiplantae; Streptophyta; Magnoliopsida; Brassicales; Brassicaceae
Source: the annotation of a GenBank genome assembly